Messenger RNA from Sorex araneus (European shrew), 1173 nucleotides. RefSeq names its product metabolism of cobalamin associated B (gene MMAB). Lineage: Eukaryota; Metazoa; Chordata; Mammalia; Eulipotyphla; Soricidae. The transcript is spliced from 9 exons. Gene Ontology annotation, molecular function: corrinoid adenosyltransferase activity. The coding region runs from base 58 to 783 and encodes 241 amino acids. The record is from RefSeq and is a predicted model, not a curated record.
GGGGCGGGGCCGGCGCGGGAACCCGGCGGGGUCACCGAGGCGCGCGAGGCCGCGGGCAUGGCUGCGUGGCGCUUGGGAGGCGGCCUCGGCGCGCGUGGGUGCCGGGGCGCCGCCAGGCUCCUGUGUCCCCGUUUCCAGAGCCGCGGCCCCCAGGGCGUGGAAGACGGGGACAGGCCACAGCCUUCCUCGAAGACGCCCAAAGCCCCCAAGAUCUACACCAAGACCGGAGACAAAGGGUUUUCCAGCACCUUCACGGGAGAGAGGAGGCCCAAAGAUGACCAGGUGUUUGAAGCUCUGGGAACGACGGACGAAUUAAGCUCAGCCAUCGGGGUCGCCAUGGAAAUAGUCACAGAACGAGGCCACCCGUUCGCCGACGAGCUCCAGAAAAUCCAGUGCUCGCUGCAGGACGUCGGCUCCGCCCUGGCGACCCCGCGCUCCUCGGCCAGGGAGGCGCACUUGAAGCACAGCACGUUCGAGGCGGGGCGCAUCCAGGAGCUGGAGCAGUGGAUCGACACGUACACCCGCCAGCUGCCCGCGCUCACGGCCUUCAUCCUACCCUCCGGGGGCCCGAGCAGUGCGACGCUGCACUUCUGCCGGGCCGUGUGCCGGCGGGCCGAGAGGCGCGUGGUCCCCCUCGUCCAGUCGGGAGAGACGGACGCGAACGUGGCCGUGUUCCUGAACAGGCUCAGCGACUACCUCUUCACGGUGGCCAGGUACGCAGCCAUGAGGGAGGGCAGGCAAGAAAAGAUCUACAAGAAAGACGACCCGGCCCCCCAGACCUGACGGGAGGUGCGAGCAGAGGCGCCGGCAGGCGGGCAGGCAGGGGACCGUGGGAGGAAGGAGGAGCCCCCUCGGUGCCAGCGCCCCCACCCCCGCGCCUGCACCCCGGAAACGGCGGCUGCUUCAGAGGCCGGGCCCCGGCCCACCUCAGUCUCCACAGAGGGGCGAGAAGACCACCCCAGGGAGCAGGGCCCGGAACCUCAGGCCCGAGAGGCUAUUGCUGCCAGCCAGGUCACCCGUCACCUGCCCCCCGCCCUGCCCCAGCACCCCUGCGCCAGGUCUGAACCCCGAACUUGGGCACAGAGGCCCAGGUCCCUGGGGUGGACAUUAGGCCCCCUGAUAAGUGCCGGGAAGGACCCCCCCGGGAAAACAAAGAAUAAAAGUGGAAAAGAG